Molecule: messenger RNA, 7518 nt
Organism: Acanthopagrus latus (yellowfin seabream)
Lineage: Eukaryota; Metazoa; Chordata; Actinopteri; Spariformes; Sparidae
Product: carboxyl-terminal PDZ ligand of neuronal nitric oxide synthase protein-like
Exons: 13
Coding region: 1403-3676 (757 amino acids)
Molecular function (GO): nitric-oxide synthase binding
Source: RefSeq, a predicted model, not a curated record
GAUCCCCCUUGGGAGAAAUUUGCAGGUAACACAGCAGUACAGAGGGAAGUAAGCAGCAGCACAAAUACUAAGUCUAAAAAAAAACUGAGACAAUAAUAAGUAGAUAUGGGAAAGCAUGACAUAACAAUUUGAAUAAACACAUCAUAAAAAUUAUUAGAAUAAAGACAAACAUACUAUAUACAGUGGCUGUCCUUGUGUGUACAUGACGUCUGCAAUAAUAAACGUGCCAGUGCAAAGGUGCAAUGUGCAGGGUUCCUGAGAUAGUAAAUAACAACAGAGCAAAAAACAGUCAGUCUUCAAGUGAUAGUGGAGUGUAUGGUUGAGUCCUUUACCAGUGGAGAAAGGACGCGUUGUGAGCUGUGGUGGUGGUGUUGUGUAGUCUGAUCGCGGAUGGUGUGAACAAGCCAAAAUUAAAAAAAAAAUUGCUCCUGUUUAUUCAGUUCAUUAGCUUAAUCUUAAAUGUGCCACUGAAAGAAAAUGGAAGAGAGGAAUCAUUUUACUUCUCAUUCUUAUAUUUUCAUCUAUUAUGAUAAUUCCACAUGGCCACUAGUUGGUAGCCUUGCCCCUUUUAUUGUAUUCAGAGGCAGAGGUUUGUGAUUACUACACAUCAGCCCCAUCUGUGAAGUUAAUCUCAUAUCCUCAUUGGAACAGAUUGGAGGAGAGUAAAAAUCCAUAGGGUGUAAAUUACCAUCUGACAUACAACGCUUUCUUCAGCCAAAUGAGGCGAUUCCUCUUGCAUUAGCCAUCAGGUGAUUUAUUUUCUUAACGUGCAACUCUGCGUCGAACAAUCUGCAAGUUAUUAUAUCACAUCUGUUCAUAACAAAGACAACCUUUACAGAGUUGUAGUGUGUAAAUACAGGAAGACACACCACUCCCGUGUGUGUUGUGUGUGUGGAGGGUAAGAGGGAGGAGAGGGGGGCAGGUACCAGACUCUGAGCCCCUCCUCCGCGGAGCCACGGUGCGCCUCUGUUCCAAUGGAAACAGGUGGGGUCCCCGGACUCGUCCAAUCACACCCUCCCUCCGUGCCGAGAGGGGGAGAGUCCAGGGCAGGAGGCAGGACCCAACCAACUUCCACACUCACCACGGGAAAAGUCGGGAAACACAUCUGGCACCGCAUGUCGCUGUUCCUGGUGGCCUACGUGUGUUUUUAAAGCCGUUAACGUGAUUUUUUUUUUUUUUUCGCUCACCGGAUCGCCGGUGGAGUAGUUGCCGCCACUUGGCCGCUGUUGAGGGCGGUGUAGGAACACUGCAAUGCCAGGACGCUUCGCUGUGAUGGAGAACAUGUACUAAACCGGAUUUGGGAUUGUUUCUUCUUGGAUUACUUUGCCUGUUCAACUGACCUGUUUCGUUUUCCCGUUGAUAUUCUUCUCUGGCAGUGCGGAGUAGUAGUCACGCACUGAAAAUGCCUGGAAAAACCAAAUACAACCUCGUUGAUGAUGGGCACGAUUUGAGGAUCCCGUUGCACAACGAGGAAGCGUUCCAGCAUGGGAUCAACUUCGAGGCAAAGUACAUCGGCAGCCUGGAUGUCGCGCGGCCGAGCAGCCGAGUGGAGAUUGUGGCUGCGAUGAGGAGAAUACGGUAUGAGUUCAAGGUGAAAAACAUCAAGAAGAAAAAAGUCAACAUCGUGGUGUCUGUGGACGGCGUGAAAGUCAACUUGAGGAAAAAGAAAAAAAAGAAGGAGUGGACGUGGGAUGAGAGCAAGAUGAUGGUCAUGCAGGAUCCCAUCUACAGGAUAUUCUAUGUGUCUCACGACUCCCAGGAUCUGAAGAUUUUCAGCUACAUCGCCAGAGACGGACAGAGUAAUGUCUUCCGCUGCAAUGUCUUUAAGUCCAAGAAGAAGAGCCAGGCCAUGCGUAUUGUUCGGACCGUCGGCCAGGCGUUCGAAGUGUGUCACAAACUGAGUCUGCAGCACACACAGCAGAAUGCAGACGGACAGGAGGACUGCCACAGCGAGAAGAACGGCAAUGAAUCCUCCGUCGCAGGCGUGCGUGCUUAUCCACCUGUAUGUGUGUGUACUUUCCUCGGCUCAGCUCGGGAGCUAACUGGCGCUGAGAAGACGGCGUCUGUCACCGAGGAGACAGAUAUAGAUGCGGAGGAGGCGAGCCAGGUGCCGGCAGCAGAGGAGUCUAACCUCAACAGAGGAGUGACUGAUCUGGACGCCACUGCCAAGACAGCUGAGCAGAACCACUCCGAGAGCAAGCCUUCAGAGGAGGCCUCUCUGAUGAUGUCCAGUCCCAGGAUGCUGCUCCCUGCAUCAGCCACGCUGCCACAGAGUGCUCCCCUGUCCAUCCACCACCAGAUCCAGCUGCUUCAACAGCAGCUCCAGCAGCAGCAGCAGCAGACACAAGUGGCUGUAGCACAGGUCCACCUGUUGAAGGACCAGCUGAGCGCGGAGGCCACGGCUCGGCUGGAGGCCCAGGCUCGGGUCCACCAGCUGCUGCUGCAGAACAAAGACCUGCUGCAGCACAUCUCGCUGCUGGUUAAACAGAUCCAGGAGCUGGAGACCAAGAUGUCUGGACCAAACUGCAUGGGAUCUCAGGACAGUUUGUUGGAGAUCACCUUCCGGUCUACGAUACCUUCAGUGAUGUGCGACCCCACAACGCCAAAACCCGAGGUGUCUGCCAUCAACCUGCCCGCGCUGACCUCUGACGGGACCAGUAAUGCCUUCUCAUCCUCCAACGGGACUCUGGGAAGCCCCCUAGUUGAUCAGAGUAUGUUUGAGAACUCCAUUGCCCAGCAGCAGAGUCCUCAGACCUCCAGGCCGGGCCAGACCUCGGCCCGACGCUCCACAGCAUCAGCUAAUCCUAACCUGGGCUCCAGCUCCGUCGACUCUCCAUCCUCCGGAGGCCAGCAGAGGCUUAAAAAUGCAAUUAAUCUGGGCAAAGCUGUCGGCGCAAAGGUCAAUGACUUGCUGAGAAGAAAGGAGUCCAGCCACCUCGGGGACAUCGGGGUCACUGAAGUCAACAAGAACGUUGGUGCCGUGUGGAGCUGUAUGGACCAACUGAACCAGACCACUGCAAACAGUCACAUCUCCUCCUUCGACGCCUUCCCCCGGCUCGACCCGCCACCUCCAUCGGGGAAGAAGCGCCUCCCUCGGGCCCUGAAGACCACGCAGGACAUGAUGAUCUCCUCCGACCCCGUGGUCUCCUCUCCGGACGCGGCUGACUCUCCCUCCUUCCUCGCCUCUCCUGAAAAGUCGCCCCUCAUCGCCAAGGAGGAGCUGAGGAGCAGCGAGGAGCAGCAGCAGGGAGAGAAGGAGGAAGAAGAGACCACAUCGCCACCGGAGCCGGCAGAGGAGAAAGUCGUCCCCGACUGGGAGACGACGGGAAGCAACGGCAAAGUUGAUGGAGUGAUAGAUGGAGAGGAGGAUGGCGUGGAAAACGAGGGCAGUGAAGGAGGCGAGGAGGAGCAUCAGCGCAAGCUCCAGCUCUCUGUACCCGACCUCAUCAACAAGGAUCCGCCACAGCCGGAGCCCAGAGCGAAGCCCUGUGACGUCUGGCAGAAGGCGUCAGAGCCGGACGCCCGGCUCGCCUCCACCCCACGCUCGGGGAAAACUCCCUGCCGCAUCAGCCUGGGCGAGGAGGUGCUGCUGGGGAACGGCACCCCCUGCAGUAAAGGCAGCGAAGUGAGUCCUGAGGACUGUGAGCCACAUCCGGACCUGCUAUCGUUUGAGUAAGGAGCUGAGUCUGAGUCAGACGUCAGCAUGUCUCAAAAGUUUGGAAUCCUUUCUUUUCUUGAUUUUGAGGUAAUUGAAACAGACUGCAGAUCAAAUAUUCACUGCCACUUUGAAUUAUAUAACUGGCCGUGCUGCUGGGUUUGCUCGAGGAAAAGUGAACCGGUGGCUCCAGGAAACACAGCAGGUGCCGGAUCUCAUGCUUUUUAACUUUUUAUCAGCCUUUUAAGAUGAGUUUGAAGGUCCCGGCCCUCCAGCGCGGUUCAUCUAAUGCCCUCCUGAUGAUAUGAACACUAAGCUGACCGAGCAUCACAUGAUGGAUUGGUAGAGUGGGUUGGAGGUGAGGGUUUAUUAUGGUGCAGAGAGAAUUAAGAUUUUAUCAUUUCAUCUAUUAAUGAUUCUAAUUUGAUCAUGUUUUAGCUCACACAACAUGUCACAUCUGCUUUAGAAAUGCAUAGUAUCAGAUCAUGUAAUACUGAAUGUAAUUAAUGUGAAAUAAUAUCCCUUUAAUUGGGCUGAAAGUGUUAAAUCUUGUUAAUGAAAUACUUGCAAGUGUAAAAAUAACUAAAUGGUGGUAUUUUUUUUUUCCUGGAAAAGAAAAACAUGAUUAUUUUACAUCCGGGUUGUUCUAUUGAUCCUCAGUGUUAUGACAUUAUCAGGAGCCCUUUUUGACAUUUGCCCUUCGUGGCAUUUUUAAAGGGACACUUGUUUCAUGAUGGUCACACUGUUAAGUUCACCUGAUACAAAAGCUGCUAUUACAAACUCCAAGCGCGUUUGAGCAGAUGUGCCAUCAGUGUAUUCAUUUCUCCUGCACUGAGCUGUAUGCAGACUGAACAGGCGAUGAGGGAAGAGAGAGAACGUGGCUGAACGAACGUGGACGUGUUACGGAUGGAAAGGUUUAGGGGAGAAUUUACUUUCAGUGCAGUCGGUACAAAACGUCAAACAGUGAAUUCUGUCAGAGUUUUAACAGGACUCGAAGCCUUUUACACCUCAGCUGAAGAAUUUCUGACCCUUUUUGGUCCAGUAGGAGGUUUAGAGGUUGCCUUUGUGAACUGGCUGAACUGAAAACGAAUUCUUCGGGACGGAUGGAAGGAUGGGUGGGCAGACGGGGGGGGCUGGCUGGCUGAAAACUUGUUUUUGAGCAAAAGAGAUGUGAGAUAAUGAGCUGUCAACAGAAAGAGAUGAAAGGGGUGUAUUUUAUUCGAGCACAUCGUUAAGUGACGGACCAAAGAUGCAAAUUAGCAGCUCAGUCAGACAGGUCGUUACUGUCGCUCUCAAAGUUCAUCUCCACUGGGUUUUUUUAGAUUUUAGUGAGCUGUCUGAGUUAAAGAGAAGCAAGAAAAUGUGUUUUUUUUCUCCUUUAUUUUCACUUCAUCUGUUAAUGGAAAAGUGAAAACCAAAGUCAAAGUUGUUAAAACACUUACAUCCCUGUUUUAAGUCUUGUGACUGAGACAGAGGCUGAGUCAGCUGUGUUCAGCUGGUUAAAGGUGAGACACCAGAAAAUAUCCUGUCGGUGGAUUAAAGUCAGUCUGCUUCACCCUCAUCUGUGUGUCGCUGGCGGAGGAGAAAGGUCAACAGAGUGGAAUCUUCAUUUCUAACACUAUUUUCUUAGCUGCAGUUCUGUAAAUCUGUGGAGCAACAGUUCAUCCCAAACUGAAGAUGGUCUCAUCAGUAUCUACUCACCAACAAGCACAGGAAAUAUUGUUUGUAGCUUCAGAGGAUUCUUAUAAACCCCUGCCACACAGGCAGACUUGUGCCUUACCUUCAGACAGGAUGAGCGCUAACGUGUUUAGAUUAGCAGCUAUAGUCUUAGAAAAGGGCGUAAAUGAAGUCUUUUCAAAUCAAUUUUCGAUUCCUGGGACUUGGAUUCAUCCAACUGAGGUUAUUUUACAUUUUAAAAUAAGUCCUGAGCUGCCAUCUUUCUCUUUUCUCUUCUUUCUCUGACUUUCCAUCAUCUUGGGAUGAGGAGAUAAAGACUGAAUUGUGAUUUUUAGAAGAAGUCAUAAAAAUACUAAAAUAAUUUGAAAACCAGCUUUCCAGGCGCUUCUGUAUACUUUAGUGCAAUUAGAAAUAACACAAAAACACAACUGAAAUAUCAAAAUUGCAUAAAACAUCACAUUAUAUCAAAAAUAGAACUUUUAUAACAUUUCAGUCAUAUUUUCAUAGUUAGAGCUUCUGGCUGCUUCAGCAGAUUUAUUUUCACUUGAGUUUUCUACUUUUGUCCCUUGAUUUUAAAGGGUCAGUUCGCCCAAGUGUCAAAACAUUGUCUUCUAGGUUAUCUAGCUAAGCAUAUUGUUUUUGUUGUGGAAAUGCUAACAUCUCCCACGCCAUCACAGACAAGAUGAAAACAAAACUGACAUUCAACAAACUUCACAACUUCAUGUGUUUCCACAAACAUGUCCACGGUGUUCUUUAUAAUCUACAGACCUGACUGCAAACUGCUUUUAUUAAGACCUUUAGGAUGACAAUUAAAAAAAAGAAAUAAAAAUAUUGAAAACUGUCCUCAGGAAUCUAAUUGUGAAGAUUAUUUUUUUGUAAUUUGGUUUGAGUCAUGUGGAACAUCAGCUGUUUUAUUACAGCUCUAAACUAGAUGGGGAUAGUCCAGGACACUCAUUAGAUGUAAGACAGUCGGAGACAAAGCUUCCUUUCUCCGGCAGAGUCCAGCUCCACAUUCCUUUCAUUCUGCCGGGCACGACCUGACCGCAGCUACAGCUGUGGCUCUGUGUUCGUCCCAGUGUCUUCUGGGAAUUCUGUGCUCUUUUUUGAGGUUCAGGAAAUCCAACAAGAGCACAGUGGUCACUGAGAGAGGCCACUUCAGAACCUCACUGAAAAAUGGUCGUUUUUUUUUUUUUUUUAGGGUCAGGACCCGGGAUCUGUACCCAGCAUCUGUGUGGAGAGGGAAUCUUAAAGGAUAAGUUCACUCAAAAAUUUAAAUGCGGUUAUUAGUUGGGGAAGUUUGGUAGUACACAAAAUGAAAUAUGAAAUCUGUUCUCAUGAUGUUAAAAAAAAAAAAUUGUUGCUUCUUGUCGUCUGUCUGGCUUCACAGCGACACUGAGAUUCGUCUUUAGGAUUGAUUUGAGAUAAACCUGAACUGAACAAAACCAAACACAUGAUGAGACUGACGAAAGCUGCUUUUCUUCAGUCAGAAGGUGAAAGCAAUAAGUCUGAAAUGUCUUGCUUCUAUUCUUUGAGAAAAAUCCUGACUGUUAAGAAAAGAUUGAUUUUUUUUUUUUUUUUUUUUUUUAAUCGAUCCGGUUAUUGUUCAUCCUUUAGAACCUCUGAAGCAGUUUGGUAUUGUAUUUUCUGAUGAAGGAACAUACAUGUAGAUUUUUAUGGAAAUAUUCUUUGCUUCAACAAAUGUCUGUGAAUAUGCACAUUGAUUCUUGCUCUGACAAAUGAAGGAAUGUGAUUGAUUUUGAUGUUCAGCGAUAGAAUCUAGUUACAACAAUCUGUGUCAUGUAGCUGCCUCAGAAUUUGACAAAAGAAGAAAUGAUCCUUCUUUGUGUUUGGUGAACAUCGUUUUUCGUUUUGUCUUUGUGAAGCCAGUCAACAUUAUUCCAGUGAUGAUGAUGAAUGAAGGAAGCUAAACGCUGCUCGUUUUUAAAUGGACUGCUGAAGCAGACGUGGGACUCACUACUUUUUAUUGAUUAUAGCUGAAAGCUUUUGCAAAUGAAAUGAGUUCUUUAAUGUUUUUUAUGUAUGGAAAAUAUGCUACAAAAAAUCCAAAUCAGUGAUUUGACUUUUAUUUUUUUUUUGUUUUGCUAAUGUAUCUUUUUCAAAGUGGGGAUGUAAUAAUGAUUGUAAUCUUUUUAAAAACUCUGGAAAUAGACCUAAUCAUGACCGUC